AUAUGCAGGAUAGGUGUCAAACGUGCAAAUUUUGAUUUGUUUUGCUGGUAUUUUUUUUUUUACGAAAUCGUGUUAAAAUAUAUCGUUUUAGCAAUGUUUAUCACCAAUAUUUUAUUGAAAAAGGCGAAGAGCAAGAAUAUUCUCGUGCUGAUGGAAAGUGCCGUCAGUGGACAUCAGUUUACGAAGAUUCGCGAGCGUUUGGCUGAUAAACUGGAGCUGAUUCGCUUCGAUCCGUACAUACAACGCAACAGCCUCUACAAAGAACGCAGACGUGUCAGAAGCUUAAAUUAGAAUUUUUUCGAUUAAUUAGGUUUAACUGAAUAAAAAUGUUUCAGUAGGUUAA
Topomyia yanbarensis is the source of this 343-nucleotide messenger RNA. RefSeq names its product large ribosomal subunit protein bL33m (gene mRpL33). The transcript has 3 exons. NCBI's taxonomy places the organism in Eukaryota, Metazoa, Arthropoda, Insecta, Diptera, Culicidae. Gene Ontology annotation, cellular component: mitochondrion. Bases 94 to 291 code for a protein of 65 amino acids. Gene Ontology annotation, biological process: translation. The record is from RefSeq and is a predicted model, not a curated record.